CGGAGGAAGAGGACAGGUCUCAGUCCAGAGUUACAACAACCCCCCCGGGACAUGAACGUGGCGUUAGGUACCAUGCAGGAGGCGGAGCCAGCAGGAUCAGCACACAGGUUCUCCUGUCGGGGUCUCGCCGCUCUGUACCGGGUCCAGACCCGCCGCCAUCUGAGGACGAUGGACCCCGUGAUCCCGCCGGACCCCAGCUCCAGAACCAGGACCUGGACCAGGAUGGACCCCGGACCAUCAGCGUGCAGGCGAACACUCGGCGUCAUGCUGCUGGUGACUGGCACGCUGGUUUCCAUGGUGACCUCAGGUUCACCUGCUGCAGGUGUUUUGGAGCCUUCGUCACCUCCUUCAUCAUCAUCAUCCAUCUCCUCGUCUCCCAGACCCCCGCCCUCAGACUCUGGUUACCAUGGUGACAAUGGUGGUGCAGGCUUGGCGGAGGACUUGGACUCUGGUGCUCAGGGGAUCCACCUCCUCCUAAGACCACCGGACCUCCUGUCCCCCAGUCUACCCCCACCCCUCCCCCCGCACACCCAGCCCACCCUCACCCCUCCUCCCCCCUGGGAGCAGGGCCCCUCUCUGGAGGAGGCAUGGGGGUCUGGAGACUACUUGGAGACUCUGUCCUUCAUGGUGCCUGAUGGUGAAGAGCUGGCGCUGGCCACGUCGCUGCCCGGACACCCCUACGAUGAAGACGCCGACGGGGACUGGGUCUCCUAUGACACCGCCUUCCCCGCCCGUCCCACCCUGUCCCUGUCCACCCACCGCCCCCUCGCUCCCUCCUCCUCCACCCCCGGCAUCCCGCUCCACACUCGUCCCACCCGUCCAAACGUCUUCCCCACCUGGGACGAGGACUACGACCUGGAGGACCUGACGCCUCUGGAGCCGACGGAGCUGCUGCUGCCGGACAUGAACAGUCUGGAAUAUUACACUAACCUGCUGGCCCGAGAGAGGGAGAGGGAGAGAGAGCGGGAGAGGGAGAGGGAGAGGGAGAGAGAGCGGGAGAGGGAGAGGGAGAGGGAGAGGGAGAGGGAGAGGGAGAGAGAGAGGGAGAGAGAGAGGGACCAGGACCAGGACCAAGACCAGGCGAACCAUACCAACUCCAAACCUCCCAUCUCUCCUACAACAACACAAACUCACCUUUCACCUCUGUCCCUGAGCUCCGCUUCUCCUCCAGGGCAGCAGCCCGGACGUCCUGUGGGGGGACCAGGGGGGCCCACCCCGCCCCUCACCCUCUCACCGACCCUCAAAGCUGAGAAGAACCCACGUCCUCCAACGACCACCCUCAAAACCCCCUCCAGCCCUUUUCCUCCUGCUCCAAAACCCAAAGAGCACAUCCCAGUGCCGGGUAGGUCACCCCCCCGCCCCCCCUCCAACACCACCGGCCGGGUGCCUCCCCCUCCCCCGCUGGGACCACCCACCCGCCCCGACAGACCCGAGAGGCCUCUGGUGGUCACAGAGAAGCCGGCAAAGGAUCCACCCACCAGGACCACGACCAUCACCCAGCUCACCGCCAUCAGCCUGACCAGAGCCCCCCCUGUCACUACCACCCGCGUGGCCCCCCAGGCUCCUCCAACCAGACAGUACCUGUGUAACGUCACCAGGCCCGAGAUGUUCCUGGUCCGAGUAGUGAGCUCCAGAGGCUCGACAGCCGGGUUCAGUCUGCUCAGAGAUCUACUGAGGAGAGAAUUCAACCGCUCGGUGGAGCUGCAGUUCCUCAGAACUCCGUCCAGCUUUGCCUUUCGUGUCGUGUCAGGACCGUUGAUCUUCACCGCUGUGGCCGUCCUCAACGCCCUGCGCCAACCAGCGCGCUCUUUCGGCCCGGUUCCCACCGUGACGCCGCUCUACACCGUACCUGAGCUCAGGUACCAGGUCCACUCGGUGCUGCAGUUUGUCCCCGCCCACGUCGACGUCCGAGUCUGUAACUUCAGCGAACGGGUGGAGAGAGGCCUGACGAUGGCGUUCGCUGAGUCACGAAGACGGUCACAUGAGGCGGGAAACAUCACCCUACAGCUGUUGAACGUCACCAUGGGCGUGUCCCGGCGGACGGCCGAGCAGAAGGUUCCCGUCGACAUCACUUUUGCGGUGCGUGAUUGGCGAGGUUUCAUCCUGGGGUCAGAGGUCAGCGAACACCUGAGGAAGCUCAGCCUGGUGGAGUUCAGCUUCUACGUUGGAUUUCCUGCUCUGCAGAUCGCAGAACCCGUCCAAUACCCCGAGCUGAACACGUCCCACCAGCUGCGCUUCACCUGGGUCCGGACAGUCCUGCUCGGCGUCCAGGAGCAGCUGGUGGCUGAGAAGAGUUUUAAAGCUCGUCUGGAGAGACGUCUGUCUCUGCUGCUGGAGGAGGGACAGCAGGAGUCCGGCAGGAGGCGCUGGAGGAGAGCGACGGCUGUGGGCAACAACAGUCUGCAGGUGGUGCGGGUGGCCAGGCUCUCGGGGGCGCAGCUCCCCCUGGAGGUGUUGUAUUUUGUGGAAGGUCCUCGCGGGGAGCGGAUCGCAGCGGAGACGACCGCCGCCACCUUGAAUCGCCUGGACCUUCAGAGAGCCGCCAUCGUCCUCGGACACCGAGUCCAGAGACCCCUCGCUCAACCUGUGGAGACUCUGUCUGUCCCUCCGGCGGAGACUCAGAGUAGCAGCAUCUGGCUCAUCGUGGGCGUGGUCGUCCCCGUCCUGCUGGCCAUCUUCAUCAUCAUCAUCCUCUACUGGAAACUGUGCGGCUCAGAGAAACUUGAGUUCCAGCCGGACGCCAUCAACACCAUCCAGCAAAGGCAGAAGCUUCAGGCUCCGAGCGUCAAAGGCUUCGACUUUGCCAAGCUCCACCUCGGUCAGCACAGUAAAGACGACAUCAUGGUGAUCCAGGAGCCCGGGCCGCUGCCCGCCUCUGUCAAAGAGGCCACGCCCUCUGAUGGCGGAGACCUCAACACCCCCAAAUCAAAAGGGUCGUCCACCAAGGUGGGACGGUCAAGCCGCCGCAGGGGAAGGCUCAGCCCGUCGGACGGCGACUCCUUAGGCAGCGACCAAUCCAGCGGCAGAGAGUCAGCAGAGGAGAGCACCCGACCCGUGGCCAUGCCCAAUGAGGGAAAAAUGCACAGGAAGACGCCCAAAAAUGGACGGAGCAAGAUCGGUCCAACAGGCAGCGGUCCAGACGAGCUUCUGUCUUCAUCCUCCAUCUUUGACCACGUGGACCGACUGUCUCGAGGCUCGUCUGAUGGCACUCGUCGUCAGGCCAACAAGGUGCAGCUGAUCGCCAUGCAGCCACGACCGGGCCCGCCGUCGCUACACGCCCCGUCACAGCCGAGCCCCACGCUCACAGAGAAGGUCAACACUGAGGUGGCGCUGAGACAUAAGUCAGAGAUUGAGCACCAUAGAAACAAACUGCGGCAGCGAGCUAAGAGGCGGGGUCAGUGUGAGUUUCCCUCCAUGGACGACAUUAUGGAUGCCUUCGGAGAUGGGCCGGUGCAGAGUGAGGUCGCACAGCGACUCUACAGCUCCGCCCAUGACCACAUGGACUGUAUUCUGCAGGCCGACGGCCCCUCACCCCUCAAGGACUCCAGGAAAAGGGGGAGGCGCUCACCACGGAGUCGCCAUGCUCAACCUGGACCUGGAAGUCUUCCUGAUACCGACAGAGACCGACUGCUCACCGAUCAGAGCGCCACCUACAGGAAAUACCCAGGACUCAACAACGUGGCCUAUAUGUCAGACCCUGACCUACCUCCAGACCAUGGCAGUCCGUCCCCCACUGACGAGGUGUUCGACCCGGCCCCGCCCCCUUACAUGCCCCCCCAGCCAUCCAUUGAGGAGGCCCGGCAACAGAUGCACUCCCUUCUGGAUGACGCCUUCGCUCUGGUGUCACCGUCCUCACAAGGCAGCGCCGGGGUGAGCGGGGUAAGCCCUGCCCUGCCCAGCCCCUCCCCUCAAGCCCGCCCCCCGGGCAGACAAUGGGGCUCUUACCCAGCUGCCCCCUCCCACAGCCCUUUCUCUGCAAGAUACGCAGAGCUGGGAAUGUCUCCGUCAUCAGUCCAGGGCCUCCUGCAGAGGCAGGGCCUGAGCUCAGGAGGUUAUGUUUCUACUGGAGAUCAUCUGCAGGAGUCAGUUUACUCCAACAGAGGACAGUAUGAGGACCCGCCCUCCUCCUCCAGACCACGACCUGUGGGGGGCAGCACAGGUGCACAGCUCCACCAUCUGACGCAGGUGGGUUUGUCCAGUCAGAUCGGUGCUUACCCUGGGGUCGGUCGCAGCAUGUCUGGCCCAACCGGCUCAAGCUGGAACCAGCAGCACUCAGACAAAGACCUAUCGAGACCAGGAGACAGCAGAGAGAGUGUGCUGUCAUUCCCUGAGUUCUCCUCUUCCUCUGUUUUCCAGAUGCCAAGCUCCUCAUUACGGGACCCAUCGGCGCCACCUCUCGUCCUGACCUCACCGACUCCAGAAUACCCACCAGAGGACGCCUCGCCCUCCGCCCACACCUCUGCCUCGCUUAUCAAGGCUAUCAGAGAGGAGCUGCGUCGUUUGGCCCAGAAACAGGCAGUGACCAGCUACCAAUAGACUGUUCUGGACUGGUUUGGAUCAGGUCUCCGCUGAUCUCAACCGUUAUUGUUUUAACCACUCAGAGUGUGUAAGGACUGGAUUUAAAUCUAAAACUAAGGAUCCUUACUCUGGACUCUCUUGAGCAGAUCUGUUUCUGUCGCUAAACCCAAAAUAACUCUGGACCACGAUCCACAUCUCCUGACCGAAAGACCUCCGGUACUUUACAGGGUUCCAUCUGCCCAUCUCUCUGUCCGUCAUUCUUCAGCUCAGUGUUUCAUCGGAUGGGAUUUUGACUCUUUGCGUUUCCACUGAAGUGCUUCCUGGACUGGAUUGUCCCCCCUAGAGUCCAACAUUGGAUCAUACCUUCUCUAUCGUUGGAGGGGGUGGUUCCUCUUGACGUUCUGGAGCAGAUUGUACUUCCUAGAGUUCUGGAAUGGAUUGUCCAUCUUGACCACUUUGAACUUGCAAUGUCCUAAACUAGAUUUGGUCUCUUGUAAUCUUCUGGAGUGUUUGGCCCCCGCUGAUCUCUUUGGAGUGGAUUGUUCUCUCUGGAGUUCUAGAGUGGUAAUCCUGGAGUUGAUGGUCCAUCCUAACCUUCUAGUGCGUGAAAUUCUUUUUGAACUUUUGGAACGGAUUGUCCCUCCAAGAGAUCUGGUUUGGACAGUCCCUCCCGACCCUCUGGAGUCGAUCAUCCCUCCUGGAGUUCUGAAGUGGAUUGUUCCUCUGGACCUUCUGUGGUGCUAACCAUCAGCCUCAUACCAUCUCCUCAUUAACCACUUAUUGCCUUCCACACUUCCAUCAGCCACGGGAAUCAGGUCUCUUCUCAUAAACCAUAUCGAUGAGGUCUUUGCACUGUAGACAGCAGGAGGUGGAGAAAAGUUCCUCCAGCAAAGGGACGCAAAACAGGAAAAAUUUAUGAAUAUAUAUAAGAAUUGAUAUAAAUAUAUGUAAAGAGAUAGUAUCCCAAUGAGCACAAUAUUAAUGUCAGCGUUAUAUUAUUGGAGUAUUGAGAUGUUACUUAUUUUUAAUGCUUAUAUAUGAAAGUAUAAUUAAAUCUUAUUUUGAUGAGAGAAGACCAAACUACUGUUCUAUGGCUGUAGUCCUCUUGUGUUUGAGCUUGCUGUAGAUUUUGUUUCUCUGUGGAGAUGUUGCUUGGCGUAGCUGCUUGCUCGCGUGUUCAUGUAUCGUGGCAAUGAAAAAAAAAUUGCGCUAAUGCAUUGUUUUAAUAAGGAGUUUUUACGUCGCUGAUCAGUUUGUGGGCAGAAGGCGACAGGUUGAUGUAGACAAGCAGAGACGGGAACACACUCAGAUAUAAGAUGACUUUCAUCUAAGAUUCAUGAAUUAUAAAAACCUUCAAUCUCACAAUGUUAAAGAAAGAGUUCAAACAUUCCUGGCUCCGCCCCUUUGUCCAGAUCCAGAUUCUUUCUUGCUCCAUGUUCCGUCCUUCCACCAAGUUUACUGGAAAACUUUUCAGGUGCUUUUCAUCCUGCUGACGAACACACAUCAACUCCUUGGCGUAGGGAACCAUGGGUCAAGUCUACAGUCCACUUGAAGACAGACCUUGUUUCUCAUGAAUCUUAUCAUUAGUUUCGUGUGUGGUGAAGUCCAGACUCUGGACGACAGGUUCCCGUCUCUGAUGUGUCCUGUUUAGUGUUGUGAAGAAGUUGUCGUUCUUUAAAUCUGGUUCCAGGGAAACGAAGGAGUUUGUUUGUCUUCGCUCUUCUUCGGCAUGUUCCACUCAGUUUGAGACUUCAGCGACUCGUGAUGUUCCAGUUAAUGUUCCGCAUGCUGCGAAAAGAUGUUCAACACAAUGUUUAUAGAAGUGAAGAGUUGUUCCACAUCCAGUUCAGAGUGAGCGAAGAGUGAUUCAAGUCCCAGUGCCAUAAAACCAUCACUCAUCUUAACAAAAAAUCCAUCAUUUUUGACAUUUUCACAAGAUAUUUUUGAAUCUAAAUGAAGAUGUUAUAACAAACAUUUGAUGUUGAAUAGAAAACAACAUUUAGAAAAUAUCUAAAUUGUGAUUGUUCUGCUGAACGGACUCGACCACCUGGACACGUUCUGAUUCAACCCAGCUCCUGUCAGUCAAGCUGCAGGACUUGGCCACGCCCACUGGAUCACAUGGUGCUAACUGAACGACUCGAAGUGAAACUCGCACACAACAUGGAGAUGGAGAUCAAACCUGACGCUUCAUGAACCGAGUGUUUCAGUGAUUUGUAGAAUUCAGCAGCCGGAGGUUUGAUUCAUGACGAAACGUCCAGAUCCUCCUGAGAUGUUCGUAUUGUUCACAUCAGAUACUGACGUGUGAACCUGUGUCAACGGAUUACUAACUUCUGAACAAGACACUAACGUUUGGGACGAGAUACGAUACAUGAAUGAAAUAUUGACUUGUGUUAACCAGAUAUAUAUUUUAAAUCUCUGCAAAGAUUGAAAAGCAGAGCCUGUAGAUCAGAAGCUGCAGGUCUGAUGCACAGACUGUAGAUAAAGAUGGACGACAUGACAGAUCGCCCCCUGGUGUCUGCUGCAGUACAGGUCGUAAGCCCCGCCCCCUAUGUGUCAUAUGAGGUCAUUCUUAUCACUGAUGUUUGUUCAUGUUUCUGAUCACUUUGCUUCUCAUUAGUUAUUUGAUGAUAAAAACGGGCUGAGACGUGAUACUGACAGGAUUGGUCCAGAAAAGGGGGCGGGGCCUCAGUCAACGCUGCACAGACCCUGACUCCACAUGACGUCACCAGCACAAGAUGGCGGCUCCAGAAUCUGAGAUAUUUUAGCUUCAUGUUUGUUCAACGAGAAGAAGAAGAUACGUCGUCUUUAUUCACAGUCUGUGUUCUGAACCUGAGGUUCUUCAUUUCAGUUCUUCACUUUGGUUCUUCACUUUGGUUCUUCACUUUGGUUCUUCACUUUGGUUCUUCACUUCGGUUCUUCUUGUGUCAGUUCUGUAGUUUUGUCCUGAAUGAACUUCUGUCAAACACAUUCCUGUUGCUCCUCCGGACUCCGUCCCGACUGGCAGCUUCACUGAGUUCACCUGAGUCCAGGUGAGUUCACAUCAGACCUGGUCCAGGUGUGAACCUGCAGAAGACCUGUUGUACUCAUUGAAAACCAGCAGACUCACAGCUGAUCUGUGUCACAUGACCGGACAUUAAAGAGACUUGUUCAGA
This is a messenger RNA of Scophthalmus maximus (turbot), 7670 nucleotides long. Its product is annotated as UPF0606 protein KIAA1549-like. NCBI's taxonomy places the organism in Eukaryota, Metazoa, Chordata, Actinopteri, Pleuronectiformes, Scophthalmidae. The record is from RefSeq and is a predicted model, not a curated record. The transcript is spliced from 21 exons. Bases 52 to 4536 code for a protein of 1494 amino acids.